Messenger RNA from Tilletiaria anomala UBC 951, 1552 nucleotides. RefSeq names its product putative MAP kinase Kpp2. Gene Ontology annotation, biological process: intracellular signal transduction; protein phosphorylation. Gene Ontology annotation, molecular function: ATP binding; MAP kinase activity. Bases 247 to 1302 code for a protein of 351 amino acids. Gene Ontology annotation, cellular component: nucleus; cytoplasm. The transcript is spliced from 7 exons. NCBI's taxonomy places the organism in Eukaryota, Fungi, Basidiomycota, Exobasidiomycetes, Georgefischeriales, Tilletiariaceae. The record is from RefSeq and is a predicted model, not a curated record.
GUUCAUCAUCACAUCAGUUGCCCUCAUCGCAAUUAUUCACCGUUGGGGGUCUACUGUAUCGUGCCCUUGGAGCCAUCGUCUACCUGUAUACGCGGUAUUGAUCACCGAAACGCACGGGCUUUGCUGGGAAUCGCUACGACGAUCACGUCGGGCCGAAGCCAUUCGCUCCACCCUGAAUCCAGAUCCACCUGAGGUCGUCUUGGGAAGCGCCGGCCGUACCAGUAAUCCAUCCACUUCCCGUCCACGAUGGGGUCCAAUACAGCCGUAGGUCUUUCCAAUUUCAACGUAGGAGAGAACUAUCAAGUUGUCGAUGUGGUGGGAGAGGGCGCAUACGGCGUCGUAUGCUCUGCGGUUCACGUCCCAUCACAAACAAGAGUGGCAAUCAAGCGGAUCACACCCUUCGAUCACAGCAUGUUCUGCCUCCGAACACUUCGAGAGAUCAAGCUGCUCCGUCACUUCAAUCAUGAGAAUAUCAUUUCCAUUUUAGAUAUUGUCCGGCCGGCGUCCUUAGAGGCUUUCCAAGAGGUCUACCUGAUUCAGGAGUUGAUGGAGACAGAUAUGCACAGGGUCAUCAGGACGCAGCAGCUUUCUGAUGACCACUGCCAAUACUUCCUCUACCAGACCCUCCGCGGUCUGAAGGCGCUACACUCAGCGCAAGUCUUGCACAGAGACCUCAAGCCAUCUAAUCUUCUAUUGAAUGCAAAUUGCGAUCUCAAGAUCUGCGAUUUUGGCUUAGCGCGUUCGGCCAAUCAGCCAGAGGCAGAGGGGACAGGCUUCAUGACAGAAUAUGUUGCCACGCGGUGGUACAGGGCACCGGAAAUCAUGCUUACAUUCAAAGAGUAUACAAAAGCGAUCGACGUUUGGUCUGUAGGGUGCAUCCUUGCAGAAAUGCUUUCGGGAAAGCCAUUAUUCCCUGGUAGGGACUACCACCACCAACUUUCUUUGACAUUGGAGAUUCUUGGUACGCCUUCUCUGGACGACUUCUACGCCAUAACCUCGUCGCGAUCGAGAGACUACAUCCGCGCUCUGCCUUUCCGAAAGCGCAAGAAUUUCUCCCAAAUGUUCCCGAAAGCCAACCCGCUCGCCGUAGAUCUGAUGGAGAAGUGCCUAACCUUCAGCCCUCGCAAACGUAUCACUGUUGAGGAGGCCCUUCAACACGAGUACCUCGCGCCAUAUCAUGACCCUACGGAUGAACCGACAGCCGAGCCAUUGGACCCAAGCUUCUUCGACUUUGACUAUCCCAAGGAGCAGCUGAGCCGCGCACAACUGAAAGAGCUCAUUUACCAAGAGAUCACCCGUUGAUUGUUUAUUUGCAUCGUACGUUUCGUAUGCUCGAGAAGAGAAAGAUGGAGCUACCCUGCUCUCGUGCAUGUGCAUGACACCUCUUGUGCAGAUAGAGAAAGAGAUGGGCGCAUCCGAAUCGUCUGUGCGGGCUGCAUGCAGUCGACGCUGGACGUGAUGAUAUUUGAAAUCCCGCAUACUAUGGGCAGCUGCACGUAGUUUAUCUGCCGUCAGGUGCUCUUGAAUGCGAUAGGAUUACGAGCAUGACCUC